Messenger RNA from Oryza brachyantha (malo sina), 1373 nucleotides. Its product is annotated as putative F-box/kelch-repeat protein At1g15680. Gene Ontology annotation, molecular function: protein binding. The transcript has a single exon. Bases 42 to 1184 code for a protein of 380 amino acids. The record is from RefSeq and is a predicted model, not a curated record. Lineage: Eukaryota; Viridiplantae; Streptophyta; Magnoliopsida; Poales; Poaceae.
GCCAUCGACUUGCAAGUUACUCUUCCUCGAAUAGCUGUUCGAUGGACGACGGCGACGCGAGAUUCGCCGACGAGGAUGAGAUCGCCGUCCUCGGCGACGAUCUCCUGUCGGAGAUAAUCGUCAGGCUCCCGUUCAAGUCCGUGGCGCGCUCCCGCUGCGUGUCGAGGAGCUGGCGCGCCGCCGUCUCCGACGACUACCUCCGCCGCAGCCUGCCGCUGCUCAUGGCCGUGGUGUACUUCCCCGACGAUGACGAUACUGUCCGCUGCGGCGGUGGUGGGCCGCGGUUUGCGUGCGCGGGCGAGGACGGCGGCGGCGACGGCGGCCGCCGCCUUGAGGACUGCGACCUCGGGUUCUUGCCGCUCGAGGACGGACGCGACGCCGUGGUCUGCGACGGCUGCAACGGCCUGCUUCUCUGUCGAUCACCCGGCACGCCGGAGUUGCUCGUGGUUGAGCCGGUGACGAGGAGGUGGGUGGCUCUCCCGGCGCCGGCGAAGGAGGCGACGCUGUCCGUGCUGGCGUUCGAUCCGUCCACCUCGCUGGACUACCGCGUGAUCAACUUCACCGGGUGGCGAGACCGCGGCGCGGCGGUGGAGGUGUUCUCGUCGGAGACUUGGACGUGGGCCGUGCACGAACCCGAGUUCGGCGUCCCGGCGAGCUGCCUCUCUGGCUCGAUGCACUACCACGACGGCGUCCUCUACAUCCUCGCCUCCGAGCCAGACUGCCUCGUCUGCCUGGACGUCGCCGACGAGUUCGCCUGCUCAGUUAUCGGCCUCCCCGAGCCGAUGGACGGGGGCGACGGCCGCGUCGCGCACUCCGGCGGCCGGCUGCACUACGUGAGCAGCGACGGCGAGCUGCUCAAGGUCUGGGAGCUCGACGGCGACCCUCCCGCCCCUGCCUCGCGCCAAUGGCGCCUGAAGCAUGCCGUCAAGAUCGAACAUUUCGUGGAGGGAGGAGGCGACGAGGUUAGGUUCUUGGCGCUGCACCCGGAGAACGCGGACGUGGUGUACGCGUGGUCGCCAUGGAAGGUUGUGGAGUGCGAUCUGAGGAGGAGGAGGACGACGACCUGCCAUGUCUGGGAGUUUCGUGAGGGCGAGAGGAAUCGUGUCGUCAAGACGUGGCUGGUGCCGUCGUCGUGCUACCUAUCGGAUUGCUUAGCUCAUUCUCAUGUGAUGAAGUGUUGUUGAUUAAUUAAUCGGUUAAUCUGUUUGAUAUUUUUUUACCAUUUAUUUUUAGUGGUUGCUUGCAAACUGUAAAGAGUGAGUUUCUUACGGCAACGAUGCGUAGCUGGAUGCACUGUGCGUAAUUUUGUGAAUUUGUGUUUACUGAUUGUAGAAGCAGUUGAGAAUUUCAGAAUAAAAUUACUGGAUACAAGG